This is a messenger RNA of Aspergillus oryzae RIB40, 642 nucleotides long. Its product is annotated as fungal specific transcription factor domain-containing protein. The record is from RefSeq and is a predicted model, not a curated record. Bases 1 to 642 code for a protein of 213 amino acids. Lineage: Eukaryota; Fungi; Ascomycota; Eurotiomycetes; Eurotiales; Aspergillaceae. The transcript is spliced from 4 exons.
AUGAAGAGCAACUUAGUACCCUUUCGCAAGAGUCACGGACGAAUCAUGACUUCCAUGCCUUAUCAAGAAAGCGACACGGGGAUCAGUCCAGCAACCGACUUGACUUCAGGACCGGCAUUUGAAUCCCAAGUCAAGUCCCUUCUUGAUAGGAACCACCCAGCUAACAGUGCACUCUUACGGGCCCCUGGUAACAGUGGCUCUACGGAAGCUGUAACACAAUGGACGUCGGCGAGGCCGCUGGUCAGCGAUGAUGCCGUGCCGACUAUCCCAUCUCUAGAGGAGUCCCAAGAUCUACUCGAUCGAUUCCUCUUCUACCUUGGUGUUAGCCAGCAUUUUUUCGACCCUCGCACCUUUUCUGAUAGCAUGGUACUGCUCUUUCAGGAUGAACAAACGCAGGAACACCAGAUGCACACGAUCUGGUUCACCGAGUAUCUGCUCGUCAUGGCGAUGGCUAAGCUGAUGGAUGUAGAAGACCCUUCCUCCCAACCACCAGGUGCGAGUCUCUUUGCAGAAGCAAUGAGACGGUUGCCUCCAUUGCAUCAACUGGGCGAGGAAGGGGCUAUUACUGUUGAGAUCCUAACACUCAUCGCCACCUACCUCCAGUGGUGCGACCGGAAGCACGAUGCGUACCUAUAUGUAUGA